This is a messenger RNA of Naegleria fowleri, 2337 nucleotides long. RefSeq lists its product as uncharacterized. Gene Ontology annotation, cellular component: Ku70:Ku80 complex; nucleus. The coding region runs from base 1 to 2337 and encodes 778 amino acids. Gene Ontology annotation, biological process: double-strand break repair via nonhomologous end joining; cellular response to X-ray; DNA recombination. The transcript has 2 exons. Gene Ontology annotation, molecular function: telomeric repeat DNA binding; double-stranded DNA binding; damaged DNA binding. Lineage: Eukaryota; Heterolobosea; Eutetramitea; Acrasida; Naegleriidae. The record is from RefSeq and is a predicted model, not a curated record.
AUGUCUUCACGAAAAAUUGAUGUUUCACCUCCUCCUGCUAAAGAAGCUCUCGUGGUGAUUUUUGAUGUGGGCAAAUCCUUGGGAACGAGACCUAGGGAAGAUUUUGAGAGAGCGAAACGCGCUGUUUCCUUGUUGAUCAAAAUGAAGAUGAGAUACAAUCCAAAAGAUGAAGUCGGAUUGAUUCUAGUAGGAACCAAGCACACGAAAAAUCACUUAAAUGAAGAACACGAAGAUGAAUACAAACACAUUACUGUGGAACAACCUAUUGAUACUGUUUCAUUGAAUCUUUUCAAAAUUGUGGAUAGUUUAAAUAUUGAUACAAUUGGCAUGUCUUCUCAAGGCGAUCUUUUGGAUGCCAUUAUCGUUGCAACUGAUAUGAUUAAAGUGAGAUGUGGAAAACGAAAAUACAUGAAACGAAUAUUUGUUGUGACUGAUGCAGGCGGAUUGGAAAUUUCUGUAGAUGACGACACAAAAGAAGGCAUCUUUGCAGGUCUCAAAACUAAUAAUGUUCUUGUCAGUGUGAUUGGUAUUGAUUUUAGUAAGACGAGCGUUAGUGUAAAAGAUGAAGACAACAAUGUUGGUUCCUCCUCCACAAGCAACACAAUCGCAAACACACCUAAAUACAGAAAUGAGACAUUCCUUUGCGAUUUGUGUCAAACGGCGGGUGGAAUGGUUCUUCCAAUUGAACAAGCCAUUGAUACAUUGCUACUUUUCAGAAGUAAGAAAGUUCUCUCGAGAACUGCAUUCAGAGGUGUUUUGGACAUUGGUGAAACAAUCAAAAUUCCAGUUUGGGUUUACAAAAAGACUGAGAAGACAUCUCUUCCAACAGCUAAAAGAUUAUCCCUUGUUUCCAGAAAAAACAAUACUUCUGGUGACGGAGAAGUCAAAAUUGAAAAAUGUUACUAUCAAUAUGAUGAUCCAGACAAUCAGGUUGAUAAGGAAAAAACAGUUAGGGCAUACAAAUACGGAAAAAACUUCGUUCCAUUCAACGUAGUGAACGAGAAAGCCUUAAAAUACAAGUCUGUGAAAGGUAUUUCAGUUCUGGGGUUCACAGAUGAGAAGAAUAUCCCAAGACAUCACUUUAUGGCAGAAGUUUACUCAUUUAUUGCAAAGCCUGAUGAUCCUUUUGCUCAGACAGCUCUCUCUGCUUUUAUUAGAGCACUCUCAGAAUUGCAGCAAGUCAUGAUUAUCACAUAUGUGUUCCGUGAUGAUGCUGAACCAAAGUUAGGUCUUCUCUAUCCCUAUAUUAGUGCAAAUUAUGAAUGUUUUUAUUUCACUUCUCUUCCAUAUGCUGAAGAUUUAAGGUCGUAUCCAUUCAAAUCAUUUAGCACUGUUAAACAUACCGAAGAGCAACUUCAAGCAGCCGAAGACUUGAUCAAUGCAAUGGACUUAAUGGAGGCUGACGAAGAAGGAGAAGAUGGAAAGAAGGAAGCUCUUAGACCAACCAAAACUUUCAACCCACUUGUACAACACUUUUAUGAUUGUCUUCACACAAGAGCACUCAAACCAAAUGAUCCAUUACCUCCAGUUGAUCCACUAAUUACCAAAUAUUGUUAUCCAGAAAUGAACGAAGAUUCAUUCUAUAGAAAAUUAAUUAGAAAGACGAGAGACAAGAGGAUUAAAUUUAAGUCACUCUUUCCUGCUAAAGAAGUUGAGCAAGAAACCAAACUAGGAAAAAGAAAAUACUGGUUUGCCAUGCAAAAUAACAAUGAGAUCACCCUAGAGUCAUAUAAUCUAGAGCCAACUGUUGAGAAUGCCAAUGAAUUGGUGGCCGAGGAUCACAUUGGCCAAACUGUUAAACGUCUUAAAGAUGGAAUGGGCGAUGAACAGUUCAACGAAAUUCAACAACGUGUUGGUCUUAACAAUUUAUUCGCUGAACAAGCAAAUAGUGUUAAAACUACAAAUCCAACGAAAGACUUUAAUGACAUGCUCAAUAGAAAAGAUGUCGACUUGGUUGAUAAGGCAAUUAAGGAAAUGCAAAAUGUUAUCUUCAAAUUAAUCAACGACUCUAUUGAAGACCAAUAUUACGAAAAAGUGUUGAGUUGUGUGAGAGUUCUACGUGAAGGUUGCAUCAGAGAAUCUGAACCAGAAUUAUUUAAUCACUUUAUGAAAAUACUCAAACAACAAUAUUCAAAAGGAAAGAGGGAAGAAUUCUGGAAAAAUUACAUCGUUGGCAACAAGAUUUCACUCAUCACUCAAGACGAGUGUGACGAAAGUGAGGUGACAGAAGAAGAAGCAAAGAAUUUCCUCACUCAAGCUGUUCUUGCUGCACCUGUCCAAGAAGAAGUUGAAGAUGAGAAAAUGGGAGACAAUGAUCUCUUUGAUGAAUUGGAAUAG